GUCACGCGCGAGACCAAGCGGGUCUCUGCUUUUCGUCCUCAUUGCGACGAUGUACGUCCUGCAAGCACCUUAUCCCUGACUUUGGUCGCGUAUGUUCGGUAUAGUGCACGCACUCCUUGCGCAUUAAAAUGGCUACUCUUCAGGCUAAGAGCCGCGCUGCGGCCAGCUCCGCUCGCUCGGAGAAGGCUGUCCCGGCGAGCUUCUCGAGCGGGUCCUUCCGUGGCCAGGCCGUGGCUCGCCCCGCUGCCACCCGUGCUGUGCGCUCGGUUGCUGCUCGCUCUCGUCGCGCCCAGGCCGUGAAGGCGAUUAUUGAGGCGCCUCUGCUGCGCUAUGAGCCGGCCACCAAGGCCCGCACCAGCUCGGUGCUGUCCAUCAUUCUGGGUGGCGGCGCCGGCACCCGCCUGUUCCCGCUGACCAAGUCGCGCGCCAAGCCGGCCGUGCCCAUCGGCGGCGCCUACCGCCUGAUCGACGUGCCCAUGAGCAACUGCAUCAACAGCGGCAUCAGCAAGAUCUACAUCCUGACCCAGUUCAACUCGACCUCCCUGAACCGCCACCUGGGUCGCGCCUACAACAUGGGCAGCGGCGUGCGCUUCGGCGGCGACGGCUUUGUGGAGGUGCUGGCGGCCACCCAGACGCCCACCGACAAGGAGUGGUUCCAGGGCACCGCCGACGCCGUGCGCCAGUACAGCUGGCUGCUGGAGGACACCAAGAACCGCGCCAUCGAGGACGUGCUCAUCCUGUCGGGCGACCACCUGUACCGCAUGGACUACAUGAAGUUCGUGAACUACCACCGCGAGACCAACGCCGACAUCACCAUCGGCUGCAUCGCCUACGGCUCGGACCGCGCCAAGGAGUUCGGCCUGAUGAAGAUCGACGAGAAGCGCCGCGUGACGUCGUUCGCGGAGAAGCCCAAGACCCAGGAGGCGCUGGACGCCAUGAAGGUGGACACCACCGUGCUGGGCCUGACCCCCGAGGAGGCUGCUGAGAAGCCGUACAUCGCCUCCAUGGGCAUCUACGUGUUCAAGAAGUCGGUGCUGCUGCAGCUGCUCAACGACAGCUACGCCAAGGCCAACGACUUCGGUGGUGAGAUCAUCCCUUCGGCCGCCAAGGACCACAACGUGGUGGCCUACCCCUUCUACGGCUACUGGGAGGACAUUGGUACCAUCAAGUCCUUCUUCGAGGAGAACCUCAAGCUGUGCCGCCACCCCGCCACCUUCGAGUUCUACGACCCCCAGUCGCCCAUCUACACCUCGCCGCGCGUGCUGCCGCCCGCCACCGUGCGCAACUGCAAGGUGACGGACGCCAUCAUCGCGCAGGGCUCGUUCGUGUCGGACUGCACCAUCAACAACGCCGUCAUCGGCAUCCGCUCCAUCAUCGGCCAGAACUGCACCAUCCAGGACGCCCUGGUGAUGGGUGCCGACUACUACGAGUCGGACGACCAGCGCGCCACGUUGCUCAAGAAGGGCGGCGUGCCGGUGGGCAUUGGCGCCAACAGCGUCAUCACCAACGCCAUCAUUGACAAGAACGCCCGCGUCGGCAAGAACGUCAAGAUCGUGAACAAGGAGGGCGUGACUGAGGGCACCCGCGAGGCCGAGGGCAUCUACAUCCGCUCCGGCAUCGUGGUGAUCGACAAGGGCGCCCUGGUGCCCGACAACACCACCAUCUAAGCGCUGGGCUGCAAUAGCUGAGCUGUUGGCGCUGCUAGGCUAGGCUGAGCGGCUGAGAAGCUGGCAGCUGGGCUAAGCGGCUGAUGGGCUAGUUAGCUAGGUGGUGCGCCGCUAGCAUGAACGCGGACGCCCUCCGGUCAGACGCAUACAGCUGCGGAGCGUCAACGUGCUUGCGCGCGGGCUGCACUCUUUGGCCAGCGGCGGCGUGUGGGUUGUGUGUUUCGCCAUGGAACCGAGACGGACUUGACCGGACCGGGAAACAGGCAGACGCGGGGUGUGCGGUUUUGUGUGCUAAACAAAGCGGUUGUGUGUGCGUGUGCGUUUUGGAUGUGCGAGCAUGCAACAGCAUGGCAGUGCACGAGGCAUGACCGCACGUGCACUUGCACGCCCGAUGGGGGCUAGCGUGCUCGCCUUCUGACUUCCGUGCCUGAGUGCGCGGGGAAGACACCGGCGGCACGCGGGUUGUUGCGUUGGUUGUGUUGGCUAGAGGCGUUGGGAGGCUUCACUGGCACUUCAUGCAUGGGCACGAAGCGUCCAUGUGUUUUUGGAACGAGCCCUAAGGCAGCCACCUCCUUGUUGGAACGAGGUGAAGGUGGGGAGUGAUUGGGACGCGGAGGCUUGCGCUGCAGUCCCACAUUUUUGGCACGUCAUCGUGUUGACCGGCAUUGUGAGGUAGCCGUGCGGCAGGCAGGGGUUGCCCCGAGACGCUGUGCGUAGCAUUCUCAGAUGAGUAUGGUGUGUUCCAGUUUUGGUUGCAGGGCCGCUGAGCGAUUGCAGUUUUGUUGUACCUGGGCGGCGACGCAGCCGCAGGGGACUGUAGAGUAAAAGAAGGAUGCUGAGUGCGUGGCUGUGAUCUUGGCUGAGCGCAGGGUAGCGGGCCCGUGCUACAACUACACAGCAUUGUAAGAUUAGCACAUG
Molecule: messenger RNA, 2585 nt
Organism: Chlamydomonas reinhardtii
Lineage: Eukaryota; Viridiplantae; Chlorophyta; Chlorophyceae; Chlamydomonadales; Chlamydomonadaceae
Exons: 12
Coding region: 129-1667 (512 amino acids)
Biological process (GO): glycogen biosynthetic process
Molecular function (GO): glucose-1-phosphate adenylyltransferase activity
Source: RefSeq, a predicted model, not a curated record